AUGAACAGCUCAUCGUCAUCCGAGUACCAGGCAUAUGCCAUGCCUUCCGGCUUCUCAUCCAUGACAGCCGGCAACACGCCCUACGACAUCAUCUCGGCACACUUUGCUUCACGUCUUGCGUCCAACGAGAACGGCUACUGCACACCGUCAUUACUCUGGUCAGGCCCGCCGAGCCCGACCUCAAGCAUAGACACCAGCAAGGGAGGCGACUCUCAUGACGACGGGAACUCCACCACCAGCGCGUCAGAGGACCCCUCGCAGUCGGCCCAGAAGGGCAGGCGGGCCAACAGAUACAAGAACUGCAGCGAGACGGUGCUUUCGAAGCGCCGCGCCCAGAACCGCGCCAACCAGCGCGCCUACCGGAAGCGCAAGGAGCAGCGUCUCGAGGAGCUCCAGCAGCAGCUCGACGACAUGAGCCAGAAGAACGACGCCCUCUGCUGCGCCUACAGGCUCCUGGCCAGCGAGUGCAGCCGUCUCCGGGCGAACCAGAUGCCCGUCGGCCAGCCGGGAGCCCCCUGGGACCUCAACGGGUCUGGUAACCUGGCCUUGGACAUGGCCGCCCUGAACACCUACCGCGUCGGGCCCAUGACGGCGUCGAGUCCCGUUCCCGAGUCAUAUCUUGAGUUUCCCGGGAGCCCCGACAAGAUGUGGAACCCCUUUUCGUCGUGA
Messenger RNA from Colletotrichum graminicola M1.001, 669 nucleotides. RefSeq lists its product as uncharacterized. Gene Ontology annotation, cellular component: RNA polymerase II transcription regulator complex. Gene Ontology annotation, molecular function: DNA-binding transcription activator activity, RNA polymerase II-specific; transcription cis-regulatory region binding. The record is from RefSeq and is a predicted model, not a curated record. The transcript has 3 exons. Lineage: Eukaryota; Fungi; Ascomycota; Sordariomycetes; Glomerellales; Glomerellaceae. The coding region runs from base 1 to 669 and encodes 222 amino acids.